AUGUCGGUGGACAGUAGGAAUGAAGUUCAUAUGGUGGUGCUUCCAUAUCCUGCACUAGGCCAUCUUCUUCCCUUGAUCCAUCUUGCAACAAAACUGGCUACAACAGGGAUCAUCGUCACACUGCUCAAUGUGAACAGCAUCCAUGAGAACCUCUCCCGGCAGUGGAGGUGCCCGGAUGGGAUGGAUAUCAGACUGGAGCAAGUGCAUUGUGACAUCUUCAUUCCUUAUGGCAUCGAUGCCAAGGCACUGAAAGACACGGACGGGCUGCUCGAGUCUCUGGAGAGGUUGCAAGCUCCAGUAGAGGAGCUGGUGAGGGAGAUGCAACCGCCUCCAUGCUGCAUCAUUUCCGACUAUUUCAUGCGCUGGGCGGUGGGAAUCACAAAGAAACUUGGCCUCAAAGUCGUCACGUUUUGGCCUGGAAAUGCUGCCUGGAGCUCCAUCCACCACCACACUCAAAUGCUCGUCUCCAGUGGGGACGCGUUCCAAGGUCUCGACGCUUUCAAGUGCCGCCACCUCCCGAGCUACUUCCGGAGGAAGCUGGUAGGAUUCAUUCUUGAAUUUUUUAGUGUCUCAGCAGACCGCAUGAAGGAUGCCGACUGGAUCCUGGUGAACUCCAUCUCGGAGCUGGAGACCCACGCCUUCGAUGCGAUGCAGGGAGCUCUGGCCAACAAGAACUUCGUGUCUGUGGGUCCGCUCUUCCCAUGCCACACCAGCCCGCGGGUGAGCCUCCGCGACGAGAAGAGCGAGUGCCUGGAAUGGCUCCACACCCAGGCCACAAGCUCUGUGCUCUACAUCUCGUUCGGGAGCUUGUGCCUGUUUCCCGAGCGCCAGAUCGUGGAGCUCGCGGCCGGGCUGGAGGCGAGCAAGCAGCCGUUCCUCUGGGCGGACGUCCGGCACGAGUUCGUCAGCAGCGAAGCUCUCCGGGGCUUCGCCGAGCGAUCGAGGCCGAGGGGGAUGGUGGUCUCCUGGGCGCCGCAGCUCCAGGUCCUGGCACACCACUCCAUCGCCGGAUUCCUCUCCCACUGCGGCUGGAACUCGGUCCUGGAGAGCAUCUUCUAUGGCGUGCCACUGCUGGGCUGGCCGUGCCACACCGAGCAGAGCAUGAAUUGCAAGCUCGUGGAGGACUGGAAGAUCGGGCGGCGGCUCUCGGAUGAUCAGGACGUGGCGCGCGGGCGAGUGGAGGAGGUAAUCCGGGAUUUCUUGGAAGGGCAGGGCAUGGGCGAGAUCCGGGCCAGAAUGGCGGCGCUCAGGAGCACGGUGCGCUCCACGACCGACCAAGGGGGAACCUCUCACGGAAACCUCAAGAGAUUCGUUGACGCGGUCAAUGUGUCCGCCAUAGCUGGCACCACUUGGCAUGGCACGAGCCGCCCAUGUGGCAGCCCUAAGAACGACGCCACGUAGCCAAAGCC
Molecule: messenger RNA, 1409 nt
Organism: Selaginella moellendorffii
Lineage: Eukaryota; Viridiplantae; Streptophyta; Lycopodiopsida; Selaginellales; Selaginellaceae
Product: anthocyanidin 3-O-glucosyltransferase 7
Exons: 2
Coding region: 1-1401 (466 amino acids)
Molecular function (GO): UDP-glycosyltransferase activity
Source: RefSeq, a predicted model, not a curated record